Musa acuminata AAA Group (dessert banana) is the source of this 1577-nucleotide messenger RNA. RefSeq names its product serine carboxypeptidase 1-like. Gene Ontology annotation, molecular function: serine-type carboxypeptidase activity. The record is from RefSeq and is a predicted model, not a curated record. The coding region runs from base 41 to 1393 and encodes 450 amino acids. Gene Ontology annotation, cellular component: vacuole. Lineage: Eukaryota; Viridiplantae; Streptophyta; Magnoliopsida; Zingiberales; Musaceae. The transcript has 8 exons. Gene Ontology annotation, biological process: proteolysis.
CUUAGCAGCUAAUGCCAAUCAAGCUGACGUUCUUCUGCGAAUGAUGAGGUCAAAAUGGUCGCCUGCAGCUCAACAAGAUAGCCAGUUUCGUCUCAGCAAUUCUAGCAAGGAAUUGCCUGCAGUAUAUGUUGCUCCACAGCAUGGUUCGAAGGAUCUCGACAAGAUCGACAGGCUGCCAGGGCAGCCUGAAGGCCAGAGUAUCAACCAGUAUGCUGGCUAUGUGACGGUCGAUCACCACAACGGGAGAGCACUCUUUUACUACUUCGUUGAGUCCCCAGAAGACCAAGCCAAGAAACCACUUGUGUUGUGGCUUAAUGGAGGCCCUGGAUGCUCUUCUUUAGGUUACGGAGCCAUGGAAGAGCUUGGACCUUUCAGAGUCAACAGUGAUGGCAAAACCCUGCGUGAAAACCACCACUCAUGGAUCGAUGUGGCAAACAUCAUCUUCUUGGAGUCUCCUGCUGGUGUUGGAUUCUCGUACUCGAACACCACUUCAGAUUACCGCUCCAAUGGAGACAGAAGAACAGCAGAGGACUCCUAUACCUUCCUUGUCAACUGGUUGGAGAGGUUUCAGGAGUACAAGAGCCAUGAUUUCUUCAUCACCGGAGAGAGCUACGGCGGCCACUACGUUCCUCAGCUCGCCAGUCUCAUCCUCCGGAACAACAUGAAGAUGAACCAGUCAACCAUCAACCUGAAAGGGAUAGCUAUUGGCAACGCGUACAUCGACCGAAACAUAAACGAAAUUGAGAUGUACGAGUUCCUGUGGGCUCACGCCAUGUUCUCCGACGACACCCACAAGCUGAUCCAAAAGCAAUGCAAUGGCUCAGACACCUUCUCCCUCGAGUGUCAAGACGCCAUGUUUCAGGCUCGUAGGGAGACUGGGGAAAUCAAUCUGUACAAUGUUUAUGCUCCUCGUUGCUCUGCAUGGGCUCGUAAAAAUGAAGAAUAUGAUCCUUGUGAUGACGACUACGUGCGCUCAUACCUCAACGAUGAGAAGGUGCAAAAGGCCCUUCAUGCAGUUCCAACUGGAUGGGGACACUGCAGUUCCAUGGUUUGGACUGAUACUGCUGUGAGCAUGCUAGCUAUGAUCAAGAAGCUCUCGACCAGAGGCUUAAGAGUGUGGUUAUACAGCGGUGACAUUGAUGCGGUAGUUCCAGUGACAUCAACAAAGGCCUCGUUGAACAUGCUUGAUCUUCCCAUCCGCAGAGCAUGGCUGCCAUGGUACAUUGAUCAUGAGGUGGGAGGAUAUGUUGUAGAAUACAAAGGGAUAACUUUUGUGACAGUAAGAGGAGCAGGACAUGAGGUCCCAAGCUACCAACCAGAGAGGUCUUUGGCAAUGAUCACUGCGUUCCUUCAAGGAACCUCCCUUCCUCCAAAGGACAAAAGAAUGUUCUGAGUGACAUUCUUAAUAUGCACACAUGUUUCUACAGCUUCAAAAACACAUCAGGAUUUGCCUCAGCUGGAGGAGACUGUUAAUAAAUAUCUGCAGGAAUUUUUUAGACAGCUACUCUAAUUGAUUAGGCCAAGCUAUCAAGAAUGACUCAGCCAUGUGUUAAUCAAAUCCCUACAAGAGUUUUAGU